This is a messenger RNA of Telopea speciosissima, 1459 nucleotides long. RefSeq lists its product as uncharacterized. The coding region runs from base 71 to 1249 and encodes 392 amino acids. Gene Ontology annotation, cellular component: chloroplast. Lineage: Eukaryota; Viridiplantae; Streptophyta; Magnoliopsida; Proteales; Proteaceae. The transcript is spliced from 6 exons. The record is from RefSeq and is a predicted model, not a curated record.
GAUUUGGAAGUAAUUCUGUUCGUUAUAUUAGCGCAUCGAGAAUUAAGCAGCAGAGCUGACGAAUCGAUUAAUGGCAACUGCUUCGAUCCUCGAAGCGGUUUCAUUUGUGAGAGAGUCGAAGCCUCCAUAUUUUAAAUGGAAUCCUCUGCUACAGAGUUUCCCACCUCAGGUAUCUUUUGGGUUGAAGAAGAACAAUGGACGCUUCUUCAGAACCUCUCGAUUAAGCGUUAAAUGCGCGUUGGGCUCGAAGAAAUGGAUGAUAGUGCCGGUGAAUGGAGAGGAAAAUCGAAACCCGUUUGAAGGAGUUGUAGUGGCCGUCUUAAAGACCAUAAAGGCAUUACAGAAACCAGCUAUUGCUGCGGUGGUGUUAGGGUUACUGCUGACGUAUGAUCCGCAUUCAGCUUUAGCGGCUUCAGGGGGAAGGAUGGGAGGACGGUCGUUCUCGUCGCACUCGUCUUCUUCUUCGUCGAGGAGCUAUUCGACACGGACGGCAAGCCCAAGUUUUUCUUACUCGGCUCCGUAUUAUGCGCCUACGCCGUUUGGUGGUGGGGGAUUUUAUGCAGGCCCGGCGUUUGGAGUUGGGGUGGGUGCCGGUUCGGGUUUCUUUUUUAUUUUAAUGGGUUUCGCUGCAUUUAUUUUGGUGUCGGGAUUUCUUUCUGAUCGUUCAGAGGAUAGUGUUCUUACUGCUACCCAGAAAACAAGUGUUCUCAAGCUUCAGGUAGGAUUAUUGGGCAUGGCACGAUCGCUUCAAAGAGAUCUUGAUCGGAUUGCCGAAACUGCAGACACGUCCACGUCGGCGGGUUUGAGUUAUGUAUUGACAGAGACCACAUUAUCUCUACUUCGGCAUCCUGAUUAUUGCAUCUCAGGUUAUUCAUCUGUGGAUGCGAAGCGAAGCAUUGAGGAUGGAGAGAAGAGAUUCAAUCAACUUUCCAUUGAAGAAAGAGGGAAAUUUGAUGAAGAGACACUUGUCAAUGUGAACAACAUCAAAAAGCAAAGCAGAACAAGCCAAAGGGCUAGUGGAUUCAGUAAUGAAUACAUAGUGAUAACAAUAUUGGUGGCUGCGGAAGGAGUUCAUAAGCUACCUGCCAUUAAUGGUAGUGUGGACUUGAAGGAAGCCUUGCAAAAGCUGGGUUCCAUUCCAUCCAGCAGAACUCUGGCAGUUGAGGUGUUGUGGACUCCUCAGAAUGAAAAUGAUACACUGUCAGAGCGGGAACUUCUUGAAGAUUACCCACUUUUGAGGCCUCUGUAAGAGUCAAUAAUCAGUUUAACCUUGUAUUAGUUUGUGAAGUAGGCAAACUUUAGUGUGUUUACUGUUUAGAAUCCUCAUGUCAUAAAAAAAAUAAAAUGUCUUGGUAUAUGGCAAAAUACAUGUACAUUUUGAUAUAUGGCAAACUACAUGUACAUUUUUGGCUUUCAUUAAUUGUAAAGAAAUGUCUAUAAUAUGAGGUAAUUUUAUUCC